Myodes glareolus (Bank vole) is the source of this 1155-nucleotide messenger RNA. Lineage: Eukaryota; Metazoa; Chordata; Mammalia; Rodentia; Cricetidae. The record is from RefSeq and is a predicted model, not a curated record.
UCACCACCGCCCAGCAAGAAUGAAGAUUCUUAUAAAUAUAUAUUCUUAUAAAUAUAUUUCAGAAAUAUUUUUGUAAAGGUACAGCAUCCUAUUUGGAAUGAACUAUUUUAAGGCCUCUGCAUCAAAGUAUCCCAUUUGCUUUAUCUUAUACCAGCUCCUGUAAUUAGUUUUGAGUACCCAUAAAAAUCUUGAAAGUGAUACAAGAGUAAGUAAUAAAUAUAGAUACCAGUUUAUAGAAAACUAGUUUCUGGUUGUGUUUAUUUCAGCUUUUGAAUGUGCUCAUUCAUAGUUUUGGGGUCAUUUCCAUGUCUGACAACUCACCUUUCACAACAGAAUCUUCUUUUCAGGGAGAUGUCAUUUGCUUCUUGGAUGUAAUGCACUUUGUGUUUAUUAUUCAACAGUGAAAAUGAGUCAUACGGAGGUUAAAUUAAAAAUACCUUUUGGAAAUAAAUUACUGGAUGCCGUUUGUUUGGUACCUAACAAGAACAUAGCAUAUGGAAUAAUUCUUACACAUGGAGCAUCAGGAGAUAUGAAUCUUCCUCAUUUGAUGUCACUGGCAUCCCAUCUUGCAUCUCAUGGGUUUUUUUGCCUAAGAUUUACUUGCAAAGGCCUUAAUAUUGUACAUAGAAUUAAGGCAUAUAAAGCAGUUUUGAAUUACCUAAAGACCUCAGGGGAAUACAAACUUGCUGGUGUUUUUCUUGGAGAACUUGUUGGAAAAAGUGGCACAGAAAAUGCAAGCUCCCAGUAAAAUCCACUGGAUUGAGAAGGCAAAUCAUUCCAUGGCAGUGAAAGGACGGUCAACAAAUGAUGUUUUCAAAGAAAUAAAUACACAGAUCUUGUUUUGGAUCCAAGAAAUCACUGAAAUGGACAAGAAAUAAUUGUCAUUAAAAGCCAUGUUAUUUUGAAUAAAAGUAUGGUUAAUUUGAUAAAGAACAGUAUACCUCUCAGCAUUGUGAGAUAUAUUUCAGACUAAUGUUCUUUAAUGUUGCCCUAUUUUUGAAACAUGGUAUUGUGGAAAUGUCCUUUACAAGAUGUCUUUUGAAAGCACUGUUAUAGUUAUAUGAAGAUAAUGUACAAAUAUUGAAGGUUGUCUAUAAUUUAUUUUCAUUAGUAUAGUUAAGUUUUGAAAAAUUAAACAUUUGCAUUUUGUUAAAA